Hypomesus transpacificus is the source of this 468-nucleotide messenger RNA. RefSeq names its product ribosomal protein L36 (gene rpl36). The record is from RefSeq and is a predicted model, not a curated record. Gene Ontology annotation, biological process: cytoplasmic translation. Gene Ontology annotation, molecular function: structural constituent of ribosome. The transcript is spliced from 4 exons. NCBI's taxonomy places the organism in Eukaryota, Metazoa, Chordata, Actinopteri, Osmeriformes, Osmeridae. Gene Ontology annotation, cellular component: ribosome; cytosolic large ribosomal subunit. Bases 108 to 425 code for a protein of 105 amino acids.
GAGGCGCUACAUAAAGCUACAACAAAUUCCUCGAAAAUAAGCCCUCAUUACCCAGCAUUCACUGCCAAACAGUCCUUCCGGUUUGUCCGCCAUUGUAGUAAGCAGACAUGGCUAUCAGGUAUCCUAUGGCCGUGGGCCUUAACAAAGGCCACCCGGUAACAAAGAACGUCACUGCGCCAAAACACGGUCGGAGACGAGGGCGCCUGACCAAGCACAGCAAGUUUGUGCGUGACAUGAUCCGCGAGGUGUGCGGCUUCGCCCCCUACGAGAGGCGUGCCAUGGAGUUGCUGAAGGUGUCCAAGGAUAAGCGUGCCCUCAAGUUCAUCAAGAAGAGGAUUGGAACUCACAUCCGCGCCAAGAGAAAGAGGGAGGAGCUGAGCAACGUUCUGGCCGCAAUGAGGAAGGCCGCCGCCAAGAAGGAUUAAACCAUCGUUGGGGCAAAUAAAUAUUUGUAUUUCACAAAAGAAA